CCACACACAGGCCAGAAAUCCAGCAACACUGCACGAGUGCCCGAUGGCAGGGAGAUCCUGGGUACGGCUUCGGUAGCUACGGCUACGGCUACGGCUACGGCUAUGGCACCGGCGCCGGCGCCGGCGGCUACGACUACGACAUGGCCGGCUACGGUGGCGGAGGCGCCUACUACUCGGCGAACGACCGGUACCCUGCCGCGCCGGCUGCCUAUGAGGACCCGCUCGCUGGUCGGAGGCAGGACGACUUCCCCGCUCCGCUCACGGGGCUGGAGUUUCAGCCGUCGGACACCUGCCCCAAGAACUACGUCAUCUUCGACCAGACGUACGACCGGAGCCGGGUCAUGUUCCACCCCUCGCUGGCCAACAACUUCGGCUCCUCUGCUGGCGGAUACGACUACGAUCGCCAUUGCUACGGUUACGAGCAGAAUUACGCCGGUAAGAGCGCCUACUACGGCUGCGGCGACGAUGGCGGCGGGGCCUCCAUCCGGCAGAAAGAGGACACCGACGAGAUCGACGCGCUCAUGAGCACGGAGGACGGUGAGGACGAGGACGACGUGCUGAGCACGGGCCGAACUCCUGGGUGCCGUGCCGGUGGCUCCCCGGAUUCUACAUGCUCGUCCGGGUACGCCGCCACUGGCGGUGGCGGUGCGAAGCACGAGAUGGGCGGCUGUGGCGGCGAAAAGAAGAAGGAACGGAUGAAAAAGAUGGUGCGGACGCUCAAGGGGAUCAUCCCUGGUGGCGACCGGAUGGACACGCCAGCCGUCCUCGAUGAGGCCGUGAGGUACCUCAAGUCUCUCAAGGUGGAGGUCAAGAAGCUCGGUGCGCGCGGGUCAAGCAGCUAGCUAAGCUGGCAUCAGUAUGCGGCAGCGACCAUAAUGGCAGUCGAAAUCUCUCUCUACCUGUCUCAGCAUCAGCAGAUAUACGAUGAUCCGGGGAACAAUACACUGCGGUGAUGAUGACAACGACAGUUUCUCAUCAGAUGCCACGUCCACACCAGUUGGUGCGUGCUCUGUUUGCAGACAGGAUCAGAACAUGGCUUCGGAGAGAGCUCAGUUGCAGCGCGCUUUAUUUUACCGGCAUCUUGUGGUGGCUCCACCUCUAGCCUCUAGAGUUCGUGCGUGCAUGGCUUGUUACUUUACUUCGUUGCUAGAUAGAAGUUGCUGCCUUUUCCUCUUUCGUAUCUCUUGAUACCUAGUGGCUGGUGUUGUAACUAUCACGCUGAUGAUAUACACCGUGGUUUUUUGCUAUCUUGGGCACUGCACCUUGGAGCCAUCUUCUUGAUUCUUUUUAAUUUGGUGCCUGUUCUCGGAUGGAGCAUUAUUAAAAGAUACGGAGUAUAAGUUUCAGAAUGUUGCAUAA
This is a messenger RNA of Sorghum bicolor (sorghum), 1359 nucleotides long. Its product is annotated as transcription factor bHLH144. Bases 141 to 842 code for a protein of 233 amino acids. Gene Ontology annotation, molecular function: protein dimerization activity. The record is from RefSeq and is a predicted model, not a curated record. The transcript has a single exon. NCBI's taxonomy places the organism in Eukaryota, Viridiplantae, Streptophyta, Magnoliopsida, Poales, Poaceae.